This is a messenger RNA of Clupea harengus (Atlantic herring), 3938 nucleotides long. RefSeq lists its product as uncharacterized. Gene Ontology annotation, cellular component: nucleus. Gene Ontology annotation, molecular function: sequence-specific DNA binding; DNA-binding transcription factor activity, RNA polymerase II-specific. Lineage: Eukaryota; Metazoa; Chordata; Actinopteri; Clupeiformes; Clupeidae. Gene Ontology annotation, biological process: regulation of transcription by RNA polymerase II. The record is from RefSeq and is a predicted model, not a curated record.
GUUGGCGCCAGAAGAUCAGUGGCGCCAGCUGUACGUAAGUACAGAGAGAGGAAGACUGCAACGAGUUCAGACGCAAGGCAACGUCGCUAGAUUUAAGGGCCGUCGUCAGUGCAGAGCCUGCAAGCGAGUUUUUUUCUAACGCCUAAAGAGAGGAAAGGAGGCCCACCCUGCUUCCUGCCUCUUGUUGCGAAGAAAGAAACACCAAAACAUUUCAUUGUGGGAAAGCGGGGCUCUCUGAGCAACGCUAAGCUUUCAUUACACGGGAAAAACGGAAGUCGUUGGGCUGGAGUGUGUUCUCAUGGCCGAGUCAGAGACUGAGUGUGACACGCCGGGCCUUGACACACUGGGCUCCGAGUGUGUCAUUGCCCAUACCCAAGUUGGAGACCUGCACUAUGCGGCAGAGACAGAAAUUAUGACUCAGGAGGACAAACGGGGGCUCGAUCUUGAUGGUAUUCAUGGCUCAGAUCUGUCCAAAAUACAAGGUCUUGGCCCUGAGUUGGGUGCUGUCACUUGUGUUGAUGCUGACCAAAUGGUAACCGAGACAGACCAUGACUACACCAAGGCAGAUCAGACAGGCCUCCAGUGCUUUGGAGGGCCUGACAUUAAGAAUGAGGGCAAUGAAGCCUUUUUGGGCGAAGUUCUCCUUAAAGCAGAGAUGAGUGGCGCUGGGCCUGAUCAUGUUGUCAAAGCUGAGUCGGACCAUGGAGGUGAGCUCACUGUGGAGUCUGAAAAUGGUGUGGUCAUUCACGAAGCCCACGGGCUACAAUGCAACGAGUGUGGUGAGAUUUUCAGCAGCAUCACAGAUCUCCAUCAACACUUUGAGAUCCACAAAGCCACCAACCCCUACAUCUGUGUUCACUGUGGUGAAAGCUUUGCAGUGGACUCCAGUCUGAAGGCUCACAUGAAAAUCCACAUGAAGGAAAAGAGUUACGGCCCCACUGGAGUGGAGCUAGUUGGCAAAGUUGGCAUCGACGCCUUCAACCUGAAGCCCCACCAGAUGAUGCAUUCUCCAGAGAAGCCCCACAGAUGCUCAGAGUGUGGGAAGAGCUUUGCUGCUGCCAUCACCCUCAGAGAGCACAUGAAGAUGCAUUCAGAUGACAAGCCAUACAAAUGCACACAGUGCAGGAAGAGCUUUAUCCGCCGGCGCCACCUGAAAAAGCACCAGGAGAUGCACGCCCGUGAGAAGCCCUUCAGCUGCACCUUGUGCGGGAAAGGCUUUGCCACGGCCUCUAACUUGAAGCAACAUCAGAAGACCCAUGCUGGGGACAAGCCACACAGAUGCCUCCAGUGUGGAAAGUGCUUUGCUGCUGCUGCCACUCUGCGGGAGCACGCCAGGAUUCACUCGGGGGAGAAGCCCUACAAGUGCAACCAGUGCAGGAAGAGCUUUGUUCGCAAGCGCCACCUGAAGAAGCACCAGCUGGUCCACUCUGGUGGAAAGCCAUACCGCUGUUCCCACUGCGACAAGGGCUUCAACCAUUCCUCCUCCUUGUCUCGGCACAACAAAACCCACCUGGAGGGGAAGAACAUGUAUAGCCCGCCAGAGAAGUUGAAGAACAUCUAUCCCCAUUCAGAGAAGUCAGUGAGUGUGUUCUAUGAUGCCCCAACUACAAAGAAGCGAGGUAUGCCUGGAGAAAGGCAAUACAGCUGCCGCUAUUGUGAGAAGACUUUCAACCAUUCGUCCUCCCUGUCAAGGCACCAGAAAACUCAUUCAGAUGGCAAGUCCUACGCCUGCUCCCACUGUGGGAAGAGUUUUAAUCACUCCUCCUCGCUAGCAAGACACCAGCGUGUCCAUUUGGACGAGAAGCCCACCUUCAGUGUUCCAUCAGGAAAGGGAUACAACCCUGUUGUCAAGCAAAGAAUCCUGCAAAGCGAGAAGCCAUACCGAUGCUCUCAGUGUGGAAAGGGUUUCAAUCAUUCAUCCUCCCUUUCUAGGCACCAUAGAAUCCAUAUAGACCAAUGAGCACAUGCUUGCAAUUGAAUGUGGUCUUUCCCCGUAGUUUGCUUCACCAUGUAACAAUGUCAGGCCACAUCUCAGCCGCAAGGUUUGUCCUUCAGUAUAAAAAUUACAAGUUAAACUAGUUGUGGCCUGGGCUGAAGUACUGUAAAUUCUUUACUCGGCUAAAUUUAGAAAGGUUCUCUUAUCCUCAAAUACAAAAAAAAAGACUGAGCCAUUAUCCCUAGUGAUCCUGCUUGAAUGGCUUGAUUUGUUACAUGCCUCAAUGUUUUUAAAGAUGAGUUCACCUAAAUAUGAUUAACCUGUAUAAUAAUAAUCUCAUCGUGAUUUCAGUAACGCUGACUCAGGCCGAUAUGUUUGAGAAGCUCUGCAUCUCCAUGUCAUCUUGCCCCUAAGGGCCCUUCACUGAAGUUGACAGCCGCAGAAGUUAUUGAAAACCAAGAGGUCUUGAAGCGAUUCAAGAAGGUCUUGACACAGUUUUCUUUGUUCAAGUCACCAUCGUUGGUUAACAUAAUAUCAUAUGUAAAUACUUGUUGAUUUUUUUUUUCUUUUUUAAAUAUAUGUAUAGAUGUGUAGUAUGCAGGUGUUCCUGAAGCUGAGCUAUAUUUUUGGUAUAAUCCCAUGAGUCUUGCCCAAUUUUUUUUUUUGCCUAGUUAUGACCUAAUAAUUUGGUGUUAACCAGUAGAUGUCACAGAUUUCACAUCUGCAGUGAACGAAGGAAAAAGGCGCACUCUCCUUUCCUUAAGAGCUUUAAAAAGGUGUAGCCUGACAGUGUAUUUUUGCAACCUCUUUAAAAAAAAAAAAAAAACCCUAGUCACUGGAUAAAACUCAACAGCUCCAUCAUGGUGUUUUGUGUUUGUCAACCUUUUUUGUAAUUUCUCUGAAGAGUAAAGUACAAGUAAAAUAAGAAUUGUCCAGUAUCUUCGAGUCCAUGAUCAUGCCCUCAACACCUUUUUUGAGCACAAAUGUGGACUGUACACCAACCGGUGUGAGCAUUUAGUGACACCCAAGUCCAGAGUUCAAAACAUGUUCAUGCCAGACUUGAUGUCAAAGGUGGCUUACUCAUUGCCUAAAGCAGUGUGGUGACCUCAGUCUUCAAGGUUAAACUAUGAUCAGCAUCCUACAGUGUCAUUUUUUGAUUGUGGGUGGGUGGGAGAUUUUAAUCCGAAAUGUAUGUUAGGAUUAAGUGGUUUAUACAUAUUUGAAAAGACAAACUUAUUCUUUGCUUUGAAGACUAAAUCAGUUAGCAGUGUAUAGCAUAUAGUUAACUUAUAUUCGAAAGACAUUCUACAAACUAUCAAAGACCGUGUAAUAGAUUGUGUAUACUCAGAAGUACGGAUUAUAGCUUGCUUUAAAGAACACCUAGUUUGACUUCAACAUUUUCAGAAUUCAGUGGGUUUGCACUUUCUACCUACCAGUUCUGUGUAUGAAAAAAUCUUUUACAAACUGAUGUAUUUUUUUAAAUAUGGUUUGGGUCAUUCGAAAGGGAAACGAAAGGUAUACUGUUUUUAUUGGAGUGAGCAUUAUAUAGAACAACUUUCUUUUCUCUUUUUCCUCCUUUGGUUAACAAUUGUGCUUCAGACGGUAGCAUAGGCUUCAUUGUUAGUUAGGUGCCUUAUUGCAUGCUGUGUAGAGAUGUAUGCUGAGCUAUAAUUGAAAAAAAAGUAAGGUUUUGGCUACCCCUCCUUUUGUUCCUAUGCAUACUAACCAAUGUUCAUUUUAAUUUGACUUCAUUUUUUUGUUUUGCUUAUCUGUAUAUGACUAUGUUUACACCGUUACUGUUGUCCUUUUAAUUUCCCAGUCUUUGUCCAUUGGCCUUGGUGUAGAAAAAAAAAUAGAGGUUAAAAUAAGGAAGUUACAAUGCCGUUGUUCCAUAUUUUGAUUGCCCUCCUUUAGUGGUCAAAGAUGCCAUGCUGUUCCAUCUGUCCCCAACCUUUUGAGUGGCAAAUAUAUGGAUAAAUAAAGGUUGUUGGCUGUCCAAUUA